Juglans microcarpa x Juglans regia is the source of this 1955-nucleotide messenger RNA. RefSeq names its product pyrophosphate--fructose 6-phosphate 1-phosphotransferase subunit beta-like. Gene Ontology annotation, molecular function: ATP binding; diphosphate-fructose-6-phosphate 1-phosphotransferase activity; 6-phosphofructokinase activity. NCBI's taxonomy places the organism in Eukaryota, Viridiplantae, Streptophyta, Magnoliopsida, Fagales, Juglandaceae. The transcript has 16 exons. Gene Ontology annotation, biological process: response to glucose; glycolytic process; photosynthesis. Bases 92 to 1786 code for a protein of 564 amino acids. The record is from RefSeq and is a predicted model, not a curated record. Gene Ontology annotation, cellular component: cytosol.
GGGCGUCCGCGACUCUUCGACUGUCCGAUAGAUUCAUGACCUGCUGGCAUCCAAUCGUACGCCUACACCGAAGAAUAUCUCAGUGUUGACAAUGUCUCCAACUCUCGCCGCUAACGGCGAUGUCGCCGGCACUAAGUCGGCUUCGGGACGAAUCUCCUCCGUUUACAGCGAGGUCCAAAAGAGUCGUAUCGACCACGAGCUUCCCCUUCCCUCUGUUCUCAGAAGUUCCUUCAAAAUCGUAGAUGGCCCUGCUAGCUCCGCCGCCGGCAAUCCAGGAGAGAUCGCAAAGCUGUUUCCGAAUCUGUUCGGGCAACCGUCGGCAAAGCUAGUUCCCAGCGAAUCAGAUGCGUUGCAGCCUGAAAAGAACCUGAAUAUCGGUGUCGUUUUGUCUGGAGGCCAGGCUCCCGGAGGACACAAUGUGAUUUGUGGAAUCUUUGAUUACUUGCAGGAGCGCGCAAAAGGAAGCACACUGUACGGGUUUAGAGGAGGUCCUGCUGGGAUCAUGAAGUGCAAAUAUGUCGAACUGAAUACAGAAUAUAUUUACCCGUACAGAAAUCAGGGUGGAUUUGAUAUGAUUUGCAGUGGGAGAGACAAGAUUGAAACUCCAGAGCAGUUUAAGCAAGCUGAAGAAACAGCAUUGAAGCUUGAUUUGGAUGGACUUCUUGUUAUUGGUGGAGAUGACUCCAACACAAAUGCCUGCCUCCUUGCUGAAGAUUUUAGGGGUAAAAAUCUGAAAACUCAGGUACUUGGAUGCCCUAAGACCAUUGAUGGUGAUCUGAAAUGCAAAGAGGUUCCUACAAGUUUCGGGUUUGAUACUGCUUGCAAGAUUUAUGCAGAAAUGAUUGGCAAUGUGAUGGUUGAUGCCCGAUCAACUGGAAAGUAUUAUCAUUUUGUACGGCUUAUGGGGCGUGCGGCUUCACAUAUUACACUAGAGUGUGCUCUACAAACUCAUCCAAACAUUACUAUUAUUGGAGAAGAGGUUGCUGCUAAGAAGUUGACGCUGAAAAAUGUGACAGACUACAUUGUAGAUGUUAUCUGUAAACGUGCCGAACUUGGUUAUAACUAUGGAGUUAUUCUUAUUCCUGAAGGACUGAUUGAUUUUAUUCCCGAGGUGCAGCACCUUAUUGCAGAAUUGAAUGAAAUUUUGGCCCAAGAUAUUGUGGAUGAAGGUGGGCUGUGGAAAAAGAAACUGACAAAUCAAUCUCUACAGCUUUUUGACCUUUUACCUCAAGCAAUCCAGGAACAGUUGAUGCUUGAAAGAGAUCCUCAUGGAAAUGUCCAGGUUGCCAAAAUUGAAACCGAGAAAAUGCUUAUUCAAAUGGCUGAGACUGAGUUGGAGAAGAGGAAACAAGAAGGUGCAUAUAAAGGACAAUUCAAAGGACAGUCCCACUUUUUCGGGUACGAAGGGAGAUGUGGUUUGCCAACUAACUUUGAUUCUAGCUAUUGCUAUGCAUUGGGUUAUGCUGCUGGAGCUCUCCUUCAGGGUGGGAAAACUGGGUUGAUAUCAUCGGUUGGGAAUUUGGCUGCCCCGGUUGAAGAAUGGACAGUUGGUGGGACUGCAUUGACUUCAUUAAUGGAUGUUGAGAGGAGACAUGGUAAGCUCAAGCCGGUGAUAAAGAAGGCAAUGGUGGAGCUUGAUGGGGCCCCUUUCAAGAAAUUUGCAUCCAUGCGGGACGAGUGGGCAGUGACGAAUUGCUACAUCAGCCCUGGUCCAAUCCAAUUCCAUGGUCCAGCUUCAAACGCAGUUAAUCACACUCUACUCCUUGAACUUGGAGCUCAAGCUUAGCCAAGUUGUUGCUCUGAUGCACAGUCAUAUAUUUAGAGAAACCAUCUAAAUCUGUACUUUUUCUGCAUCUUUGAGAUUUCUGUCCUUUGUUUUUUAAAUGGGAUUUUUGUGAAUUGUGUUUUUACAAUAUCUGGAGGAGUAUGUAUGACUCAGAUAGUUUUGCUUCUCA